AUGCGGCCGAGGCUGCCCGUCGCCUCGCUGCUGCUGCCGCUCCUCGCGGGCGCCGUGCCUGAUGUCCCGGAGCCCUGGAUAUCCGCUGAAGAGUGUGGCGAACGGCCGCUCGUGGAGGCGCUCUCCGGGCCUCGGAUCGUGGGCGGACACGACAGUCAAGUGGGAGCCUGGCCGUGGUUAGUGAGCCUCCAGAUCCACCAAGUUGGUGUACAAUUCAAGCACGUGUGUGGUGGAGCCUUAGUUAACAAGAAUUCAGUGCUUUCAGCUGCCCACUGUGCUGCACAGAGGAAGGACCCAUAUUUCUGGAGAGCUGUGAUAGGCGUGCAUAACCUUCGGAAACAUGAUAAGCAUACAACAAAAAUAAAUAUUAGAAACAUCACUGUCCAUCCAGAAUUCAAGAAAGAAACAUUUGAAAAUGAUAUUGCGUUAUUUAAACUUGAUUCCUCUGUACGCUACAAUGACUAUAUUCAGCCUAUCUGCUUACCUUCCGCACACCUUUACCUAUAUAUUGACAACGAAACAGACUGCUUUAUAAGUGGUUGGGGACGUAUAGCUGAGAAAGGUAAAACCUCAGCUGUAUUAAAAGAAGCACGAGUGGAAAUCAUUCCUUCUGAUGUCUGUAAUGCUUUUGAUUCUUAUGGAGGACUGGUGCGUAGCAACAUGAUUUGUGCUGGCUAUGAAUCUGGAGGCACCGAUAGCUGUCAGGGAGACAGCGGUGGACCAUUAACGUGCUAUUUCCCUAGUAGCAGCAAGUACUACCUAAUAGGGAUUACCAGCUUUGGAAUUGGCUGCGGCCGACCAAAAUUUCCUGGGAUCUAUGUCCGUUUCUCUCCAUACAGAAGAUGGGUAGUAUCUGAACUUCUGUUGAGUAACAGGGCUGUGACUCCCAUGAGCAUUACGCUUGUGAUCUUUCUGACUGUGAGAUGUAUAGUGCUCACAUAGGCUUUCUGAAGUGACAAGCCAUUGCAUCAUCACAGUGAAGGUUUGGGCUGUUAAAACUUUGAAAACAAAGCUAACUCAUGUUUUGUAAGACUAAAUCUCAGGGUAGAAGGACAAAUGCUUUUUUUUUUUUUUAGAAAGCAUGUUUUUAUCCAAUUUCUGUAUGUAUAGAUAUAAAACUUUUUAAUAAAGCAGUAUUAUUUUUGGAGUUACAUUAUUUCUUGUAAAUAAAUGAACUAAA
This is a messenger RNA of Rhea pennata, 1180 nucleotides long. RefSeq names its product transmembrane serine protease 12 (gene TMPRSS12). The transcript is spliced from 5 exons. Gene Ontology annotation, biological process: proteolysis. The record is from RefSeq and is a predicted model, not a curated record. Lineage: Eukaryota; Metazoa; Chordata; Aves; Rheiformes; Rheidae. Gene Ontology annotation, molecular function: serine-type endopeptidase activity. Bases 1 to 942 code for a protein of 313 amino acids.